Messenger RNA from Geodia barretti, 582 nucleotides. Lineage: Eukaryota; Metazoa; Porifera; Demospongiae; Tetractinellida; Geodiidae. The record is from the annotation of a GenBank genome assembly.
AUGUUUUGCAACGAGGGCGCCAGGUAUUUCUGGGAGACAUCAACACCGAGGGCGGCGAACGCACCGCAGCGCAACUCCGGGCGGCCGGCGGCGACGCGACCUUCGUCAAGCUUGACGUUACGAAUGAACAGGAUUGGAUUGACGCAGUGGCUGCCACCGUGUCGGCUUACGGCAAGCUCAACGUGCUGGUCAACAACGCCGGAACCAGUGCCAGAUCCACAGUCGAAGAGACUACCGAAGAGGCCUGGGACGGCCAGAGCGACGUGCACGCGAAAAGCACGUUCCUGGGCACCAAGCACGCCAUCCCCGAAAUGCUCAAGGAAGGCAGCGGCUCCAAUAAUCAACAUCUCGUCGAUUUACGGCAUUGUUGGCAGUCCCACCUCCACGGCUUAUCACGCCGCCAAGGGCGCAAUUCGGCUGUUCACCAAGUCAGCGGCACUUCAGUACGCCGCCGACAACAUCAGGAUCAAUUCAAUCCACCCCGGUUAUUGCCACACUCCCCUGACCACUCGGAGUUAUGAUAACGAACGGCAUUUCGCAUGGAUUCAGGAGCGCAUACCCAUCGGUCGAGCAACGCCAUGA